AUCAGCACCAGCAACCAGAUGAAUUGCUGCCACCCGUUGCUCUAGAUUGGGCGACUGCUCUCUUGGUUUGUCGCCACGGGGAUACUGGAGGCGGAUCAUGAGAAGCGAGCCGGUGAUUUUGAGCCGUAUUUCUGGGGGAUUUUUUGGGGUUGUCUUGUUUCCCAGCUGCAUUUUUAGCAUUAAACGAACUUUAGUCGUGUAUGCAAGGCCCUGCUCGUUUCUGUCUCCCCCGGGGUUCGUUGGUCGCAUCUGCAAAUGCGCAGUGUCAGUGUCAGCAGUGGAUGGGCCCAUCUUAGCGACUGAUGCCAUCCUUAAUCUUGCAUCUUCCUAUUCGAUGGUGGCGAGACCUGGCGAUGUCAGAGCACUCGUCAACAUCGCGACUGAAAAAUACUUAAGAAGCAGCUUCCCCGUAGUCGUGGAGAUGGCAGAGAAAUCGUGGAGGCAGGAACCGCCCGGAGGUUGUUGCAAGAUGCCACCACCCAGCAUCGUCACUAUCUCCUGACCAUGCGGCCACUUUUUGUUUUAUUUCCCGAAGAGCAAAAGUCGCCCCAUCCCAUGCGGCCGCCCCUUGCCUAACGGGGUAGCAAUAAGCUCGAUACCGAGGCGCCG
This is a messenger RNA of Trichoderma harzianum CBS 226.95, 609 nucleotides long. RefSeq lists its product as hypothetical. NCBI's taxonomy places the organism in Eukaryota, Fungi, Ascomycota, Sordariomycetes, Hypocreales, Hypocreaceae. The transcript has a single exon. The coding region runs from base 98 to 502 and encodes 134 amino acids. The record is from RefSeq and is a predicted model, not a curated record.